Caretta caretta (loggerhead turtle) is the source of this 2620-nucleotide messenger RNA. RefSeq names its product dehydrogenase/reductase 3 (gene DHRS3). The record is from RefSeq and is a predicted model, not a curated record. Gene Ontology annotation, molecular function: all-trans-retinol dehydrogenase (NAD+) activity. Gene Ontology annotation, cellular component: lipid droplet. NCBI's taxonomy places the organism in Eukaryota, Metazoa, Chordata, Testudines, Cheloniidae. Gene Ontology annotation, biological process: retinoid metabolic process; regulation of retinoic acid receptor signaling pathway.
GGGGGGGUGGGGGGGUCGGGGGUCUUCCUACCCUGCCCUGCCUGCAUCAAGAGGAUGGUUUGGAAAUGGCUGGGCGCGUUGCUGCUUUUCCCGGUGCAGAUGGUCUAUUUGGUGGUAAAAGCGGCCGUGUGCAUCCUGCUGCCGGCCAGGCUCCGGGACUUGUCCGGGGAGAGCGUGCUGAUCACCGGAGGGGGCAGAGGCAUCGGUCGCCACCUGGCCAGGGAGUUUGCUAAACGAGGAGCCAGAAAGAUCAUCCUGUGGGGUCGAACCGAGAAGUGCCUUAAGGAAACCACAGAGGAGAUUAGAAGGAUGGGAACAGAGUGCCAUUACUUCAUUUGCGAUGUGGGAAACCGAGAGGAAGUCUAUCGGCAAGCCAAAGCUGUCCGGGAAAAGGUGGGUGAUAUCACCAUCCUAGUGAACAAUGCUGCUGUCGUUCAUGGUAAGAGCUUGAUGGACAGCGAUGACGACGCUCUACUCAAAUCACAACACAUAAAUACCCUGGGACAGUUCUGGACCACCAAGGCCUUCCUGCCACGCAUGCUGGAGCUGCAGAAUGGGCACAUUGUUUGCUUGAACUCUGUCUUGGCCUUGUCAGCCAUCCCUGGUGCCAUUGACUACUGCACCUCCAAAGCCUCUUCCUUUGCCUUUAUGGAAAGCCUGACCUUGGGAUUGCUGGACUGUCCUGGAGUGAAUGCUACAACAGUCCUGCCAUUCCACACCAGCACAGAGAUGUUUCAGGGCAUGAGAAUAAGGUUCCCCAAUCUUUUCCCUCCACUGAAGCCAGAGACUGUGGCCAGGAGAACAGUAAAAGCUGUUCAGCUGAACCAAGCCUUCCUCCUCCUUCCGUGGACAAUGCAUGUACUUGUCAUCUUGAAAAGCAUUCUCCCUCGGUCAGCACUUGAAGAAAUCCACAAGUUUUCUGGAAGCUACACCUGUAUGAACACGUUUAAAGGGCGAACAUAGACCUGGUCAUACUUAGAGGUCAUAGUUCAUUCUAAAAUGAAGCCAACACAAGCAGCAAAAUCCUGACAAGAUUGUGAAUCAACGGUCUUGGCUUUUAGCCUGCCUUGCUCGUGUGACUUGUGCUGCUGUCAGGCAACAAAUUUCUUGCAGGGCAUAUCCAUAGCAACACGACCUUUGCACAGGACCGCAUGGCUAGACUGGACUUUUGGGAAGAACAACAAAAACGUUGAGAUGUUUGUACAAUGUUUAGUUCUUUAGAGUCUGAUUCUUACAUCCGCUCAUAGUUUUAUGAUUUAAUUGUCGUUUUAAUUGUACCCUUAGGCUGCUCCAACCAGGGUGCAGCACAUCCCUCCCCACUCUGCUCACAGAAACAGGAAGAGCAACUAGUGUUGAUUUCAGAUCAGCUUUUUGAAUGAGAAUUUAAAAAAUGGCUUUGCAGGGUUACUAGCUAAGGGUGUUUAUUGGGACCCCACUUUUUUUCCCCGCUCACUGCAUUGGGUGGCUGUACUUUACAGCCAUUGAAGCAGAUUGUUCCGCUCAUUCCUUCUGCAUCUCUGGACAGGAGCAAAUAGCUGGUCCGCUCAGGGGCCACUCAAGAAGCCUGAGUGUGGAAGGACAGCGCUAGCCAUAGCAAGUCUUUAUUGUUGCCUGUCCAAAGGCUGAAGUGGCAAGCUCAGAAAGAGGAGUGACUAGACAUAUUUCAUGAGAUGGACAAUCUGAAUAGUGGAAGGUCCCGCCUACCGCUGAAAUCAUAUACAGAAAGUAAUUGUCCUUCUGAAUAUUUUUGUUCAUUUGUGGUGAAAUAUAAUUUCCUUUUAGCAAUAAUCCCUAGAUUUCCACUCAUUUAGUCAGUGUUGGCUUGGGAACAAAUUAACCUUAGGGCCUUCCUCGGCACACCCUUAUUCAUGCAAGCAGUCCUUACACCGAGAAAUCCCAUUGAUCAACCCGCACAGAGAAGGAAAUGGAAUAUGUUCCAAAAAGUAGAAGGAUGAUACGCAUGGACAUGAAAUGUGAAGGUGGGAAGCGCAAUGAGCAAAGGCCCGAUGUAACCCCCAUUGAAAUCAAUGGGGAUCUUUCCAAUGACUUAUGUGAGAGUUGGAUCAAGCCCUAAAUGAGCCAAAAAGGGGAGGAAGCAGUGAGGUAGAAUUCCCAACGAGACAUUCAUUUUUAUUGUUCUUGUUAUUUUUUUGUACAAUACAGUUUCUUUAACAACCCAGUAAAGUACAGCUACACAUCCCCAUGACCGAUCCAUCGUGCAGCACUGGGCAUACUACCACGUCCUAAACAUAAGAGAACACAACCGAGAGAGGUAUUAAUCAUAACUGCAGCAAAGCUUGGCCGCAGGUGUGAUCGGCGAGCACCUCAAGAAAAGUGCUUUAAGGACAGUCUUGUGGCUAAAGCACUGGAGCGUGAGGUAGGAUUCCUGCCUUCUGUUUGCAGCUCUGCCUCAGACUGCGUGUGUGACCCCCGGGGCAAGUCACUUCUCUCAUUGUGCUUCAGCAAAGAUUGUUGUGAGGCUCGGUUCCUUAAUGUUUGUCAAGUGCUUUGCAGUCCUCAAAUGGUGGGAGCAAAAUGUUGUUUGCUUACAGUUGGAGAGGUUACUUGCAAAAAUGUAAAGACGAGAGGAAGAAUCCACAUAAUAAAACAUCUGUUUCUA